Molecule: messenger RNA, 1901 nt
Organism: Clarias gariepinus (North African catfish)
Lineage: Eukaryota; Metazoa; Chordata; Actinopteri; Siluriformes; Clariidae
Gene: ccdc149b
Product: coiled-coil domain containing 149b
Exons: 13
Coding region: 75-1733 (552 amino acids)
Source: RefSeq, a predicted model, not a curated record
GUGAAACAUGAAGAUGCUCACCUGGCGACACGUUUGGGGUUUUACUACACGCGGGGUGUAAUCGAGGAGGUGAAAUGGAUCCUUCUAGAAGAACCGAGAGCGACUGGCAAGGGCUAGUGAACGAGUUCCUGGUGUGUAAGAGAAAGCUGGAGAGUAAGAAAGAGGCGCUGCUGAUUCUGUCCAAAGAACUGGAUACCUGCCAGCAGGAGCGCGAUCAGUUUAAACUAAUGGCCAAUCAGCUGCGAGAGCGCCACCAAGGGCUGAAAAAAAAAUACAGAGAGCUGAUCGAUGGUGACCUGACAUUACCCCCAGAAAAAAGGACCCAAGUGAAUUUGGCACAACUGCUGCGUGAUGCUCAGGAGAAGAACAGGAAUCUAAGUGAUGAACUGAAAGAGCUGAACCAGCGAUUAGUAGAGGUUCAAGGUGACAACAAGCUGCUGAGGAUGACCAUCGCUAAACAGCGUCUCGGUGAUGUCGGAGAGGUCGGAGUUCGCCAUUUUCCGGCCCAUGAGAGAGAAGACCUCGUAUUGCAGUUGGAAAAAGCUCAAGAGCAGAACUCAGAGCUGGAGCAAAGCCUGAAGGCGGCGGUAGACGAGCUGCAGGAUGUCCGUGCAGAAAGAAACGUCUAUCAGGAGAAAGCUCAUCGUCUGAACAUCGAGCUUAACCACAUCCUGAGACACCACGAUGGCCGAGUCAUGGAUGUGGACGCUCUGUGUAUGGAAAACAGAUACCUUCAUGAGCGCUUUGUACAGCUUCAGGAUGAAGUCUCUCUCCUCAAAACUAAUUUAAUGAAGUACAAAAGUGCACUGGAGAGUAAGAAGAACUGUAAAGUGUAUGGCAAGGCCAACAGCAGUGCACUAACAGGAGUGCUCUCAGCUAAACAAGUUCAGGAGCUGCUGCUGUCCGAGGAGAAUGGGUGUAGUCUGCCCGUGACGCCGCAAUCCAUCAGUGACCUGAAGUCUUUAGCCACAGCACUGCUGGAGACGAUUCACGAGAAGAACAUGGUCAUUCAGCACCAACGCCAGACCAACAAGAUUCUGGGUAACAGAGUAGCAGAACUGGAAGGGAAGCUGAAAGCACUGGAGAUGUCUGGUGUGUGGAGUUUGCCUGGCCUUACCUAUAACGUGUCUGUUGGACUUGGGAGAGGAAGAGAUGUGAUCAUUCUGAGUGAACACCAGCAGGUCCAGACGUCGGUGGGAGAGGUGUUGCAGUUACAGUCCGGCUCUGUAGGCGACGAGGAGAUCGUGACUGGAGAAGAAGUGACAGAAGACACGACUCUCACUGCUGAGGAUGUUUCCAGACCUCAUCAUCAUCAUCAUCAGCAGCAGCAACAUCAUCAUCAUCAUACGUCGCUCUGCUUAGAAAAUACGCACACACCCAGAUCCAGCAGACAUCUCACUACAAAAACCAGCACCAGCUCUCAGAAGAGUCCUGUGGAGAGAGUGAGACAUGGUUACGAGCCAGAAACAUUAAACGAUAAUGAAGAUCUGGCAACGUGGAAAAAUGGGAGCACAGGUGGAAAAGAAGCAGAAGAUGCUGGGAAAGAGGGCGGAGCUACAGGCACAUGUUCUGAGGACAGUCCUGAUAUUCAGGACGGAUCAGAGAGAGACCUAACCAAUGUGUCGGUGUGUAAUGAGGACUGCACAGAACUGUCUGAUCCUAGAACAGUGGAGAGCACAGGGAACGUGACGAGUGAGGAAACGGAAACAAAAUGUCCAGAUCAAAGCACAUAGAUCACAGAACUCUUAAAGAAAUGCUGCAGUUAAACACACUUGAAGCUUCUAUGGGUUUAGCACAGUUUAUGCAGUAUUACCACAGUAUCUUUACUAAACAUCAGAUUUCUCCACAGUGUUCAAGCACAAACGUCUUAAAAAUACAAUUCUUUUUAUUUGUGUUUUUUU